This is a messenger RNA of Suhomyces tanzawaensis NRRL Y-17324, 639 nucleotides long. RefSeq lists its product as uncharacterized. The transcript has a single exon. The record is from RefSeq and is a predicted model, not a curated record. Bases 1 to 639 code for a protein of 212 amino acids. Lineage: Eukaryota; Fungi; Ascomycota; Pichiomycetes; Serinales; Debaryomycetaceae.
AUGGAGACUACACAAGCUGAAAACGAAGUUCUAUUAACUGUAUACGAUGCUAUAGAUGGCAGGCACGAAUCCACGCCGUUAAAAAAAGUUGCUAGCGUGAAUCCCAGCCCAGGAACGGCAGAAAUGCACAAGUGCCUUCCCAAAUAUCCAAACCAAGGGAUAUUUGUCAUUAAAAGUAGCCAACAAAAUGGCCCGGGACAACAAUUACCAGUGAACUUCAACCCCCGAAAAGCCCAAAGCAUGUCUGUCAACGAAAAAGUCCUGAAAUGGAUUUUGCAAAUCCCAUACUCGUACUGCAAUGACACAGAAAUCUUUAUGGAUUGUUACCCUGGGGUGGUGGACAGCUCGACCUCGUCAAGCAUAUCUCAUGGGUUUUUUGAAUAUUCUGAUAACGACGCCUUGAUUGAGUUGCAGGCAAGGAAAAUCACUCGUUACGUCGUUACCCACUAUUUUAAGGAACUUGAACCGGAGGUUAAAACUACUGCUGCUGAUGAUGAUGAUAAUGAAGAAGAAUUUUUUGAAUACGGCAAUAGUGCCAACAAAAAAUUUGGACAAGGGCAUGAAACAUACCCAUUAAAACUCCAUCAUCCCGCAAGUAAGAUGCUUGCCAUGUCCAAGCACUGUUGUGAUCGUGUAUAG